CAGAUUUCGUUACAGACAACCAGAUAGACCAGUCAGUCUUACAUCGCUCGGGCGACCGAACGAUUUUGACUUGUAUCACUGUCGUUUCUCUUCUUUCUUUCUUUAUGUCUGUGGUUUUCUUCUCCAAAUCACAAAAUGGCUCUCCCCCUCUACAAAUCUAAAUGAACCAGAAAAGGACCACCACCACCACCAUCACCAUGUCCACUCUCAAGACUCUGAUUUUCACUACAACACUACUGAUACUAACACUGUCAUCAGUAGCUUUGUCAAGACCAGAAGCUAUUGAUUCUUUACUUAAACGUUUGGAUUCGAAGCGGGCAUCUUCAUCAGACCAAGAAUCAGCAGCCAAAGGUGUCUUGAAAAGAUUGCUUCCUUCCCAUAUACACAGCUUUUUGUUCAAGAUUGUAUCCAAGGAUGUUUGUGGGGGACACAGUUGCUUUUUGAUAAACAAUUACUACAAGGAAUCGAGCGGGAAUGGACCUGAGAUAAGUAUUAAAGGAACCACAGCAGUAGAGAUUGCAUCCGGCCUCCAUUGGUAUUUAAAGUACUGGUGUGGGGCUCAUGUUUCAUGGGACAAGACUGGUGGUGUUCAGAUAGCCUCGAUUCCAAAGCCAGGAUCACUUCCUCAUGUAAAGGAUAAGGGUGUAAUGAUCCAGCGACCAGUUCCAUGGAACUAUUACCAAAACGUCGUUACAUCCAGUUAUUCUUAUGUUUGGUGGAAUUGGGAAAGGUGGGAGAAAGAAUUAGAUUGGAUGGCUCUUCAGGGAAUUAAUCUGCCUUUGGCAUUCACUGGACAAGAAGCCAUUUGGCAAAAGGUUUUCAUGAAUCUUAAUAUUACCAAAGAAGAUUUGAAUGAUUUCUUUGGUGGACCUGCUUUCCUUGCAUGGGCUCGAAUGGGAAAUUUACAUGGUUGGGGUGGACCUUUGUCGCAAAAUUGGUUAGAUCAACAAUUGUGUCUGCAGAAACAGAUACUUUCUCGGAUGCUAGAGCUAGGCAUGACUCCAGUGCUGCCAUCAUUCUCUGGAAAUGUUCCAGCUGCUUUGAAGAAGAUUUUUCCUUCAGCAAAUAUAACGAGACUUGGAGACUGGAACACAGUGGAUAAAAAUCCUCGGUGGUGCUGCACUUACCUUCUUAAUCCUUCUGAUCCCUUGUUUGUUGAAAUUGGGGAGGCUUUUAUAAGACAACAGGUUAAGGAAUAUGGGGAUGUGACGGACAUCUACAACUGUGAUACUUUCAACGAGAAUUCCCCACCUACAAAUGAUCCAGCUUAUAUCUCUUCACUUGGUGCUGCUGUAUACAAAGCGAUGUCAAGAGGUGAUAAAGAUGCCGUGUGGUUAAUGCAAGGCUGGCUCUUCUACUCAGACUCUGCUUUCUGGAAGCCACCUCAAAUGCAGGCUCUUUUACAUUCUGUUCCAUUUGGAAAAAUGAUAGUUUUAGAUCUGUUUGCUGAAGCCAAACCGAUAUGGAAGAAUUCCUCACAAUUUUAUGGCACUCCUUAUGUUUGGUGUCUGUUGCAUAAUUUUGGGGGAAAUAUCGAAAUGUAUGGCAUAUUGGAUGCAAUAUCUUCAGGUCCAGUUGAUGCCCGCAUCAGUGAAAAUUCAACCAUGGUUGGUGUUGGCAUGUGCAUGGAAGGAAUAGAGCACAAUCCGGUUGUUUAUGAACUAAUGUCUGAAAUGGCAUUCCGCAGUGGAAAACCUCAAGUUUUGGAAUGGUUGAAGACCUAUUCCCGUAGACGAUAUGGUAAAGCAGUUCAUCAAGUUGUGGCAGCUUGGGAUAUUCUUUACCGCACAGUCUACAAUUGUACAGAUGGAAUUGCUGACCAUAACACAGACUUCAUUGUAAAGUUUCCUGACUGGGAUCCAUCGCUGAAUUCUGGAUCCAACAUAUCUCAACAAGACAAUAUGCGCAUUCUCCUCACAUCAUCUGGAACCAGAAGAUUUUUAUUCCAAGAGAAAAGUUCUGAUUUCCCUGAGGCACAUUUAUGGUAUUCUACACAGGAGGUGAUCCAUGCUUUAUGGCUAUUCCUUGAUGCUGGAAAUGAUCUUGCCGGGAGCCUCACAUAUAGGUAUGACCUGGUUGACUUAACACGACAAGUACUGUCAAAGCUAGCAAACCAAGUAUAUAGGGAUGCUAUGAUUGCUUUUCGAAGGAAAGAUGCUAGAGCUUUGAAUCUUCAUGGCCAGAAAUUUUUGCAGAUCAUAAAGGAUAUCGAUGUGCUUCUUGCUUCUGAUGAUAACUUUCUACUUGGAACAUGGCUUGAAAGUGCAAAAAAGCUGGCUGUUGAUCCAAACGAUAUGAAGCUGUAUGAAUGGAAUGCAAGAACACAAGUGACAAUGUGGUAUGAUACGACAAAAACCAACCAGAGCCAGCUUCAUGAUUAUGCUAACAAAUUUUGGAGCGGGCUACUAGAAGACUAUUAUCUUCCACGAGCUUCAACCUAUUUUGGUCAUUUGAUGAAAAGCUUGGAAGAAAAUAAAAACUUCAAGUUGACAGAGUGGAGAAAAGAAUGGAUAGCCUUCUCAAACAAAUGGCAAGCGGAUACGAAGAUUUAUCCUGUGAAGGCCAAGGGAGAUGCUCUUGCUAUUGCUAAAGCAUUGUACAGAAAAUACUUUGGUUGAAUCAUUUCAAUGGCGUUAAAGAAAUCUGGUGGGCUCAAAAAGAUGAGCAGAGCAGUAAAAACCUGCACAUUUAUUUUAAGGGAUUAUGAUAUCUCUGGGAGCCCUUCUUGUUUGGGGCUUUACAAAGAAACCGUAAGUUGUCGUGUUUCUCUGACUAUUCCAUAUGCAGGCACGGCCGGCCUUGUCCAACUUUGGCAUGAAGAAUUACUCCAUUGUACACUACACAGUUUGUCACAGUUAAAGAUCCAAUAAUCUUCCAUUGAUUUUAAGCUUGAA
Populus nigra (black poplar) is the source of this 2894-nucleotide messenger RNA. Its product is annotated as alpha-N-acetylglucosaminidase. The coding region runs from base 162 to 2618 and encodes 818 amino acids. The transcript is spliced from 19 exons. The record is from RefSeq and is a predicted model, not a curated record. NCBI's taxonomy places the organism in Eukaryota, Viridiplantae, Streptophyta, Magnoliopsida, Malpighiales, Salicaceae.